Molecule: messenger RNA, 1680 nt
Organism: Physcomitrium patens
Lineage: Eukaryota; Viridiplantae; Streptophyta; Bryopsida; Funariales; Funariaceae
Source: RefSeq, a predicted model, not a curated record
CCCAAACAAUCGCAGAUUACUCUAUUUCAAGCUCCUCACUUUUGUUUCAUUGUAUUGGAGAAUAUAUGGCCGGAUGCUAUGAGGGGUGAUAACUGAAGAUGAUAUUCUGAGAUUCUUCUUGCUAAUUUCCAUUCUCAUAUUGUGCUUUGCUCCAAUUGCGACAUAGACCCCAGUACAUCCCAAUUCGUGUGUUGCGAAAUGGCCAUUGCUGAUUAUUUUGGCAGUCGUUUGUUGCUAAUUGAGCAGAAUGCAAAUUAGCCGGAGAUAUGGUGUGAAAUUGGAAUGACAGAUGCGGUGAUGGAUGUGCUCUCGAAAGGUUUUGAUGCAGAUUUUAGGAAGAGAAGUUGCUGAUGAAGCAGGAGGGUUAGCAAUUGGCUCUGCAAAAGUCACCAUACCAGUUCUUGGUCUUACCGAGAUCAUUUCUCGGCUACAGAAGGAGGCCAGUGCUGCCAAAUUUAAGAACUUCCGGUCCAUGUAUUCUAGUAUUGUCGGUGCCAUUACCACAGAUGUGGCAGCCAUGGUGAUACCGCUUGAUGAUCACAUGGUGCACAGAGGUCACUCUGUUUUUGAUACAAGCAUCCUUGUCAACGGGUAUCUUUACGAACUUGAUGCUCAUCUGGACCGCUUUCUUAGUUCAGCAACGAAAGCGAAGAUUACACCGCCUUUCGACCGAGCAACAAUACGAGAGAUCUUGUUACAAACCGUUUCGGCAGGUAAAUGUCAGCAUGGGAUACUCCGAUUCUGGAUGUCCGUCGGUCGAGGAAAUUUCGAGUUGUCUGCCAAGAACUGCCUGGAGUCGUCUCUCUUUGCAUGUCUAGUGGAGGAGAAUUUCAUUGAUGAUGAACCACUUGAUGGUCUAAAGGUGAUCACCUCCACCGUGCCGAUCAAACAUAAAGAUUUUGCCACCAUCAAAUCCACUAACUACCUUCUGAAUGCAUUGGUUGUGAUGGAAGCGGAAGAAAAGGGUGCAAACGUCGGCAUUUGGCUAGAUGAGGAUGGCAACAUAGCUGAGGGGCAGAAUAUGAAUGUUGGAUUUCUUACAAACGAGGGCGAACUGUUACUCCCUCCUUUCGACAGGAUCUUAUCAGGAUGCACAGCGAAACGAGUUCUGGAGCUUGUGCCGCAGCUGAUAAAGGAGAAUGCCAUACCGGGUCUCAAGAGCGUGAAACAAACGAAAAUCUCAUUAUCAGAAGCCAAAAUUGCUGCAGAAAUGAUGAUCAUAAUUAGCGGGGAAAUGAUCAUGCCUGUUGUUGAGUGGGAUGGCAAACCUGUGGGAAAUGGAAAUCCAGGUCGUGUUUCAGUGGCUUUGCGUAAAUGCAUGCGGCAGGAUAUGUUGGUGACUCCGUCUGCUGUGCUGACACUUGUGCCAUCCCCGAAGCCUGUUUGAUCAAUUUGACCAUGGUUGUAUUGUUUCUGAGCAGUUCUACAACGCGUAAACAUUUACAACUAGAAGGAUUCUACGGCCUGCGUUUGUGUUUACCCAUCAAAAUAACUUGGUUUGUAAUAUGAUUUGAUCUCCUUCAUCUUGGAUCAAAAUCCUAUUCGUCUGAAUGGAAAGAAACCUGGAGGGGACAUUUGUAACCAUCGAACCAUUCUUAUGUUGCAAGUAGAGGCUACUGCUUCCGAUCGAUGUAUUCCUGCAGCUGGUCCUGUUACAAUACAUGCCGCAGCCAUUAUUGC